AUGAUGGAAUUCGUGAUUCCGGUAACACGAAACGAUCUUCUGACCUCAACGAUUUCCUCAUACUUUGUAAAUGAGCUUGUGUGUGUUCGUAAUUUGCCGCUCUCCGUCCAAAGUUGCCAGAAGUAUCUAGUUCGCGAGGGGCAUCGCGCCAUUUUUAAGUGUUUCGAUAUUUUAUUCAGCGUUUUACAUGAAUGGAAGUCUGUCGAUGCGAAUACAAAGGAAGACGCUUGGAGUGUUGUUCUCAAAGGAUGCGAAGUCUCUGUUCGUGAGUUGGCCAGUGUUAUAAAACCCGUCGACCCAAAUUCGUCAUUUAAUCGGAGUGAUCUCCUUGAGCGUAGAAAUGCUGUCAAGAUGCAUGCCUACCUUCUCUGUCAGUUCAUUGAAAUUAUUGAAAAUGAUUCCGUUGCUGAGGCUAGUGCUGCUGCAUUAAAUAAGGUCGGUCGUGGACGAGGUAAAGCCACCACUUCGGCUGCGAAAGUUCGCAGACAAAAUUCGGACAUCUCCCUUGACUGGUCAACCGAAUGCUCCAAUGCACUUACAGUCCUUGAUCAACUCUGCAAACUGGAAAUUCGGCAAUUCUGGGACCCGCCUGUUGUGGAGGAAGACUUUGUCAACUUACUAGCCAACAGUUCUUACAAGCUAUUGGAGAACAAGUCACUGGCGGCCAAUGCGGGUGUGAGAACUGCUAUAACAAAUUUAUUGAGUACUCUAAUUCAACGCUACAAACACAGUAUUGCCUGCUGUCUGAAACUUGCUCAAAUGCUUCAGUGUUUCGCCCAUACAGCCACCGUUUUCUCUUCCAUUGUCAACACUUUCAUGGCUGAUGAAUCUAUGGUGCCUUUUGUGAAGGAAUUGCUCAAUGAGAUCUGUAGCUAUAACGGAGAGGAUUUAGAACGUGAUGCCACGGGUACACACAAUCUUUGCACAUUCCUUGAUUCCGUCUCCUCAACCCACCCAUCUCUUGCCACUUCCAUUCUUCCAACGAUUCGUGCUCGGCUCUCAGAAGAUCCCUAUCAGAUGCGCAACUGUGCUCUCAAUGUCAUCGGUCAGGUCCUAUGUAAUCUGGGCUCAGACCAUGCUCAAAUGGUGGAAAAGGACAAAAUUCAGCGCGAUCGUCUUAUGGAUGUUCUCCAGGAACACAUUCAUGAUGUCAAUGGUUUUGUGCGAUCUCGGGCCUUGCAAAUCUGGUGCAAUAUUGCCUCAUCAGGGGGCCUUCCUAUUAAACGUCAAGUUCAGUUAGUUAACUUGCUGGUUGGACCUGAGGGAGCAGUGUUUGAUGUUUCUAGUUUGGCUCGAAAACAUGCUCUGCGUCUGUUCACCAUUAUCAUUACUCAAAGUCCCGCUGCCAAGCUCACAAAAGAAGACUUUUCUGGUGUUCUGAAUAAGGAGCAAGAGAGGCUUCAAAUCUUGGAGCAUAAUUUUGGUCAUCUUAGUGCUAACGAUGCCAAUCUCCUACCGAACCCAGCGGGGGGUACCGCAUCAGUGGAAAAUCAUGCUGCCAAUACUGAGGAAGAGGGGGAAAUCAAAGCUUCGAGAAAAUGUCGUGGUCGUAAUCUGUUGGAUUCGGACGAUGAAGGGGAUGAGACCAUGAGGCAGAGUAGCGAAUCUCAAGAGGAUGGUAGUGAGAUUGAACAAGAAGAACGAGUCCGAAAUAAGUUGAGCGAAAAUCUAGCUGAGGAACAGGGAGUUUCGGAGGCAGCUGCAGCUCUAGAAGCAGUAAUUCAUUCCGCAGCAGAGGUUGCUCAGGAGGGUCAAAUGGGAGGAACAUCGAAGCAAUCAGGACACUCACCUCAUGCAAUGUCGGCCGAAGUUGCUUUUGAAGCCCAAAAGGCUGACCUUAUUCGUCAGAAAGCUUGUGUGGCCUACCUUUUGGAAAUGCAAAGGUUUGCCGACUAUGUAACAACAGGAAUUGAAGAUAUUCGAAAUAUGCUUCAUUCUAAGACUACUACUGAUGUCCUCGAAGCCAUCGAAUUCUUCCUCACUGCGAAACAGGCUGGUGUACGAAAUCUAGAUGCUGCGCUACGACACAUGAUGGCAAUGAUUUGGUCCCAGGAGGAGCAAAUUAGAAAAUCCGUUCUGGAUGCUUCUAGACGUCUGUACUUCCAGCCAGACAUUGUGAAUGAAUCUUUUACCGAAGAGGGUCGUUUGUCACCGGCUGCAGUCGAUGCAGUGAUUUCAACACUUGUGAACCUUGUGUCCGAAUCCUCCUUGGGAGAUUUUGUCUCUCUUGAACGGAUACUGCGUGAAUUACUCGAUCUUGGUCAUGUUGAUGAGGACCUCAAACAGGAACUAUGGACGAGAUUCACCACUUUUGCUUCCACAAUCGUUGAAAGUGCUUCCAAAGUUUCACAAAAACGCAAACAGGAGCUCAAGGCGUUGCUUAUAUUAUUGAAAAUGACCUCAUCGCCGAGUCGAAGGAACUUGGAGUUGCAUCUGAGUGAUUUGGUCAAUUAUGGUCUGGGUGAUUCGAUGGGCUACGCUAAUGUCGACUUGGAGUGCGCUAUCGAACCCUUCCGACUACCAGUGACACAUACUCUGUGCACAUCGCUGCGUAAGCUUCUAAUCUCUACCUUCACGUCUGCUUCCCGUAUACAUUGGAUUCCGCUUAUGGAACAGGCUGUAGCGACAAUCUUCCAAUUAAUUGAAACACCAACCAUCGUGAUGGCUGAAGUGAUUCAUGAAAUUGGUGAAUUGCUCCUCAAGUCAGUCUCAAAGCGACAGCCGCCCAUUGCCCAAUCCCAGAAGGAGCAAGUUGAUGCUAUACAGACUGCUACUUUGAGAUCCCCAGUAAAGGGAGAUGAAGCACUUGAGGAAGAAGGAGGAAUGGAAGUUAAAGGGAUCGAAGUAGAUGAAAAUGUUGAAACUACACAGCCACCUUCAUCACAGACUUCUACGCUCUCCACGGUUCCCUCCUUCAUCCUGGCCAGGUUCAUUGCUUUGGCUGGUCAUAUAGCCCUGAAAAUUUUGGUUCACUUAGAGUUCUCUGUUCUCAAUGAACUCAAACGCCGAGAAGCUUUACAAGAAGAGAACAAGAAUGCUAAAAAACGCCAUGCUAAAGUCCAAAGAGCCUCUGCAAGAAAUAAUGUCAGCGUGAAUACUACCUUGGAGAUGUCGCGUUUGACCGAAAUGAGUGGGGUCGGUGGAAACACGAGCACUGCGGAGGAGGAAGCAGCGUUGCUAGGCGCUGUUGCAGAUGACGCGGAAGCUGACUACGUUCGGAACGUCCUUAACAGCGAAGUUGUUCUGGAUCCCGGUCAUCUUCUCACCCGCCUCUUGCCGAUUGUUGUGCAUGUCUGCACUUACCGCAGUCGGUACUCUGACCAUGAUCUUCAGGCUGCUGCCUCACUCUCACUGGUAAAAUUCAUGUUGGUGAGCAGUACUAUUUGCGAGCAGAACCUGCAGCUACUCUUCACUUUGGCUGAACGUAGUCCCUCCGAGGUGGUUCGCGCUAAUUUGAUUGUCGGUCUAGGUGAUCUUGCUCGGCGUUUCCCAAAUCUCAUAGAACCGUGGACGCCCAAUCUUUACGCUCGUCUUCGUGACGACUCCGCCAAAGUUCGAAUAAACGCGUUGAAUACCCUCAGUCAUCUCAUUCUCAAUGACAUGGUGAAAGUAAGUACGAAAUUCGCACAUACUAAAAAGUUACUCAACGUCAAAGGUCAAAUCAGCGAGAUGACAGUGUGCUUAGUUGACCAAAAUGAUCGAUUGAAACAACUCUCGCGGUUAUUCUUCCGCGAAUUGGCUCAAAAGGGCAAUGCGCUGUACAAUGUCAUGCCCGAUAUAAUUAGCCGACUUAGUGAUCCUGAAGUCGGUGUUGAUGAGGACAAGUUCAGACUGAUUGUUAAUUUCCUAUUUCCGCUGAUUGAGAAGGAACGACUUUGUGAAACCCUUGUUGAGAAAAUUUGCUCUCGAUUCAGAGUGACUCAAACUGAGAAACAAUGGCGUGACCUGGCCUACUGUCUUCGUGUGAUGUCAUUUAAUGAACGAAUGAUCAGAACUUUGCAGGAGAACUUGCCUAUCUUCGCGCAACAACUCUCGAUUCCCGAUGUACAUGCAUCGUUUGUUGAAAUACUCACCAACGCAAAGAAGAACACUAAGGCAGAGAUUCUUCCUCAAAUUGAAGAGCUAGAGGCAAAGAUUGAAGAGUUUCAUCAAAAAGGUGUUGCAGAUGAGGAAGCUUUACGGCGUGCCGAAGUGAUGGCCAAGAAGGCCUCUUCAAAGAGACGUCGAACAGCCGCUGGUGGUGGCCUCUUAUCCCCCCGGAAGGCUCGAAAUCGAGCUCGUGGCGAUGACGAGGAUGACGAGGUUAAUACCGCUAGUCCUCGCAAAACACGGAGUCGAGCUGGUCCUCCUCUUGCAUCAGCAGCUAGGCCUAGAACUAAAAAUCAUCGUGCUAUCUUUUCGUCAGAUGAAGAAGAUGAAGAUCAACCUACAUAUUCACGGGCAAAUUUGAUAGACGAAGAUGAAGAUUAA
This is a messenger RNA of Rodentolepis nana, 4470 nucleotides long. NCBI's taxonomy places the organism in Eukaryota, Metazoa, Platyhelminthes, Cestoda, Cyclophyllidea, Hymenolepididae. The record is from the annotation of a GenBank genome assembly.